CCCUCCCCUUUCCUUUUGUCGAUGAACCUCUUCGCCUGCUUUCUGGGGAUUUGCUUAGAGGUGAGGAAGGUCUUCGAUCAAGGCCUUCCCGUUGAAUAUCGGACCUUUUCUGUUGUUCUGAUCGAUUCGAGGAGCUCCGUCUGCUGGUUGUCAUGGUACAAUAUUAUUCCCUUCAGUGAACAAGAAAAUAAGAAGUCCUGCAUCAAAACACUUUUCCAAUAAUGACUAGUAAGACUAUUCAGAUUUCUCGGUUUCCUUCAUAUGUUACUGCAAAACAGGUAACAGUGUUCCUGGAGAAGUAUACGGGUGAGGGAUCUGUCAUUGCACUUAAGUUAAGGCCUUCAAAAAAUUCAACAGUAUAUGCAAUUGCCCAGUUCCCCAGAAGAGAAGAUGUCCAAGAUUUAUUUGUCAUGAUCCAACAGGGGAAACUGUCUUAUGAUGGUCAUUACUUGACAGUUCGCAAUAUGGAACGUGACAUCAUACCUAAACCAAGGAAGCCAUUGUUUGUUUUGGAAAAUGUAACAUUACAUUUUGGCUGUCCACUUUCACAAAAACGAUUAUCUGUUCUUCGGAGCAUGGAGGAUGUCAAAGUUAACUUUGGAUUUGAAAUGAGGAAAAUCUAUUUUCUCCUGUCCCAUGGAAUUCAUUCAUACAAGCUUGAACUUGCUUAUGAGAGCAUAUGGGAGAUCCGGUUACAUCGCUCAUCCGUUCAGAAUUCUCAGUUUCUUGUGGUUCAGGUGGUUGCGGCUCCUAAGAUUUAUGGAACUCCAUCACGUAAUACUGGUUCCCUAUAUGAAGAUCCUAGACUUAAUUAUUUCAGGGAUCUACCAGAUGAUCAAUGGGUCAGAACGACAGAUUUUACUUCAUCUCGUAGCAUUGGACAAUCUUGUGCACUGUGUUUGCAGCUACCAUUCGAAUGUAGUCUUCCAAACAUUCGUGAAUACUUUGUUCAUUUUAUAGAAGUUGAUGGUCAUUAUGAUUUGGAGAGAGGCUAUUCUUACUCCAGAAAUUUGGAUCUAGUCCCCAUUGUUGAACCCCACACAGGGAUUCAGGUUUCUUAUAAGAUUCUUUUCAAGAUAAAUCAUAUGGUUCAGAAUGGAACUCUUAUUGGACCAACACUUGAUCGAAAAUUCUAUACAUUGGUCUGUCCUUGUCCUUCUAUACCUACUGAAUAUAUAGAGAGGGCCUUAGAAAUGAUGUCUGUUUUAGACAACUCCUGUUUCGCUCCUGCUGAAUGGUUACUUGAGCAAUACAAAAAAUUUAAGAAAUCAAACCGCCAUAUAAAUUCACCUGGUAUUUCCCUAGAUUCAGACUCUAGCUUGGUAUAUGUUCACAGGGUGCAGGUGACCCCUUCGAAAGUGUACUUCUAUGGACCUGAGAUAAAUGUGUCCAAUCGUGUUCUGCGCCAAUAUCGUCAAGAAAUUGAUAAUUUUCUGAGAAUUUCUUUUGUCGAUGAGGACCGUGAAAAGAUGCAUUCAACUGAUAUAUCAUCUCGGUCUGCUUCCAUUGGUGCUGAAAAGCAUACUGCACUUUAUUGGAGAAUAUUGUCAACAUUAAAAAAUGGUAUUACUGUUGCAGAUAAAAAAUUUGAGUUUCUUGCGUUCUCAUCCAGUCAGCUAAGGGAAAAUUCUGCUUGGAUGUUUGCCUCAAAUAGUAAGCUAACUGCAGAUAAUAUAAGAGAAUGGAUGGGUGAUUUUAGCAAGAUUAAAAAUGUUGCUAAAUAUGCUGCUAGACUCGGUCAGUCUUUUAGUUCCUCCACUGAAACAUUGUCUGUCGAGAGAAAUGAAAUCAAUUUCAUUCCUGAUGUAGAACAUGCAGGUUAUGUGUUCUCUGACGGUAUUGGGAAAAUAUCGUCUGAAUUUGCUAAGAAAGUAGCAACUAAAUGUGGCUUGAAAAGUUCAGUUCCAUCAGCCUUCCAAAUUAGGUAUGCCGGCUAUAAAGGUGUUGUGGCUGUUGAUCCAACAUCAUCGAAGAAACUAUCUUUGCGUGAAAGCAUGUCGAAGUUUGAGUCGACAAACACAAAACUUGAUGUCCUUGCAUACAGCAAGUAUCAACCAUGUUUCCUUAACCGUCAGUUAAUUACUCUUCUUUCAACACUGGGAGUUAAAGAUAAUGUCUUUGAAAGAAAACUGGAGGAAGCUGUAAAUGACCUGGACAAAAUAUUAACUGAUGCCGAAAAGGCACAGGAAGCAAUUCAACUUAUGUCCCCAGGGGAAACAACCAAUGUACUGAGAGAAUUGCUGUUAUGUGGCUAUAAGCCUGAUGCUGAACCAUUCCUUUCAAUGCUUCUCCAAACAUUUAGGGCUUCAAGGCUUUUGGAACUCAGAACUAAGGCAAGAAUUUUUGUUCCAAAAGGAAGAGCAAUGAUGGGAUGCUUAGAUGAGACUAGAAGUUUGGAAUAUGGCCAGGUCUUUGUUCAAGUUUCUUGCUUUGGAAGCUCAAUUUUCCAUGGCAAUGGCCUCCUCAUGAAUGGUGUAAGUGAAUUGGACCACUGUACUGUUGUGCUGAAGGGGAAAGUUAUUGUUGCCAAAAAUCCCUGUCUUCAUCCUGGCGAUGUCCGAAUCCUGUCAGCUGUUGAUGUUCCUGACCUGCACCAUAUGAUUGAUUGUGUUGUUUUUCCACAGAAAGGGAAAAGACCCCACCCAAAUGAGUGUUCUGGAAGUGACUUGGAUGGAGAUAUCUAUUUUGUUAGCUGGGACCCUGAACUCAUCCCACAACGUGUUGUCCUGCCCAUGGAAUAUACUCCUGCACCAACCAAGACACUGGAUCACAAUGUUACAAUUGAGGAGGUAAUGGAGUACUUCACAAAUUAUAUUGUAAAUGACAGCUUAGGAAUCAUUGCAAAUGCGCACACAGUCUUUGCUGACAGGGCAAGAGAGAAAGCUGAAAGCAUGGAGUGCAUAGAGCUUGCAAAACUCUUCUCUAUUGCUGUUGACUUCCCCAAGACAGGUGUUCCUGCUGAGAUCCCCCCUCGUCUAUAUGUCAAAGAGUACCCUGACUUCAUGGAAAAGCUAGACAGAGUUUCCUAUGUGUCAAAAGGAGUCAUCGGUAAGCUAUACAGAGCAAUAAAAGACCACACACCAGGGUUUGGCCAUGUGAAGGCCUUCACAAAGCUGGUUGCUUUGCGGUCUUAUGACCCUGACAUGGAAGUUGAUGGUUUCAAGGAGUACACAAGUGAGGCUUUCUUCUUCAAAGGGGAAUAUGAUUUUAAGCUGGGGAAUCUCAUGGAUCAUUAUGGCAUAAAGACAGAGGCUGAGAUUCUGAGUGGCCAUAUAAUGAAAAUGUCAAAGACCUUCACAAAGAACAAGGACGGGGAAGCAAUUGGAAGAGCAGUGAGGUCACUGAGGAAAGAAGCAAGAUCAUGGUUUAAUGAGAAAAGCAGUGAUCAUGACCACGACGAAGACGAAGAAUAUGCUAAGGCAUCAGCUUGGUAUCAUGUGACCUAUCACCCGGAUUACUGGGGCUGCUACAAUGAAAAUUUGAACAGGCCACAUUUCCUGAGUUUUCCAUGGUGUGUCUAUGAUAAGUUGACAUUAAUCAAGCAGAAGAAAAUGAGCCAGAGAAAGUUUGCAGCAGAGCUGCUCUUGGUGCGGCAAACAAUCGAGAGGGCCCUGAGAGCGAGUUGAAGAGAAAUUAACGUUGGACACUCAUGUAGAUAACAUCGACAAUUGUACAUAAAAGUACUUGAUGCUUUCUGCUGUGCUUGUUUUCUGUUGAUAUUUGUCCUCAGCAGUUAUUGCAAUGACCAGUUUUCUGGUGUAAUAUGUAGACGGUGUUGUUUGGUUAAGAUGGUUUGAUCA
Musa acuminata AAA Group (dessert banana) is the source of this 3800-nucleotide messenger RNA. Its product is annotated as probable RNA-dependent RNA polymerase 1. The coding region runs from base 222 to 3626 and encodes 1134 amino acids. Gene Ontology annotation, cellular component: nuclear RNA-directed RNA polymerase complex. The record is from RefSeq and is a predicted model, not a curated record. The transcript has 5 exons. Gene Ontology annotation, biological process: siRNA processing. Lineage: Eukaryota; Viridiplantae; Streptophyta; Magnoliopsida; Zingiberales; Musaceae. Gene Ontology annotation, molecular function: RNA-directed RNA polymerase activity.